ACCUGUGUAAAGGAAGGAUUGUCUUCAGCUUUUCCUGUUUAAUAUGGACUACAAAUGAGUCAAAGGCUCCAGGAUGGGAAGGAACCAACUUGAGGGCAUGUGUUUAUAUGACAUCAAUACUAGUUUGUGAUGAGUACCUUCCUUUCUCUCUGAAUAUGGUCUUUUCUAUUGUAAAUCUGUCUUUCUUGGAGAAAAGGCUGAAUCUUCCUGGAUUUUAGGCAUUAUCUGGUGAUCACAUUAAAGCUUGUCUGAGCAGAAAUCGUUGUGCUCUCUGUGUAGUUAAUGCCCUGUUUUUUGGUUGUAGCCACCUUUGUAAUUAGCAUGGAUGGGACAGGUCAUAAACCCAGAGUGUUUUAUCUGAAUCACCAAGGGGAAGACCAUUAAGGUUUGGAGAGUGUAGAAAGGACAGAAUUUCCAGCUGGGAAUGAUCUGAAACAUUUUACCUAUAUCACCUUGUGGUGGCAUAUGGUUGCAGUUUAUAAAUUCCAACAAGCUGAUCAGUAGAUGCAGGAGGAUGUGACUAUCUUAGGAUCUUGAUGUGAAGAAGAUCUUGAUGAAACGCUGGUGAGGAAGACCUUUUCACCUUUGGGGUGUUACUUGCUCUUCCAUGUCCUUAGUCCAACGUCAUAUUCACCACAUGCUUGAAGACCAGUGUGUUGAGAGGAUGGAUCCCAGUGAGUCUGUCACAGGUAACUGGAGGAUGUUACUGCAGAAAUGACAAAGGAAAAUGCUUCUGUGUUGUAACUUGUUCCAUCAGUCUCCCAUUCGAACAAGCUUGAGCACAUUUCAAGUGAGGGUGACUUGUUGGGCUGUUGAACAAGAAGGAACUCCAGAGUGAAGAAUAGCAUGGGGAUACUCUAUUCAGAGCCCAUCUGUCAGGCAGCUUAUAACAACGAUUUCAACAAAGUUCAUCUCCUUUUGGAGCGCAACAGCAGCUAUUUGAAUGUCCAGGACAGCUUCCUUGGAGACACCCCCUUAAUUUGUGCAUGUAGACAAGGAAACAACAGGAUUGUUAACUAUCUUCUUAGGAAACAUGCUGAUGUCAACCUCAGAAAUAAGAAGGACUGCACUUGCCUCCAUUAUGCCGUGAGGAAACGGUUCACCUUCCUUGACUAUGUGCUCAUCAUAAUCCUCAUGCCAGUUAUGCUUAUCGGAUACCUUCUCAUGGUCUCAAAGACAAAACAGAAUGAACACCUGGUCAAGAUGUUGCUUAGAGCUGGAGUCGAUGUGAAUGCUACAGACUCUUCUGGCAGCACAGCUCUUCACUAUGCUUGUGAAAUGAAAAACCAGGCAGUCAUUCCUCUACUGCUUGAAGCUCAUGCAGACACCUCUAUAAAAAAUCAGGAUGGGGAGACUCCCUUAGAUAUAGCAAGAAGAUUACAGUUCCACAACAUUGAAAGCAUGAUAAGAAAAGAUUCUUAGCCAUCAAGGACUCUCAAACAUGCAGAAAAUUACCUCAUCUGACAAUCCACCUUUCACAAGAGCAGAUAUGCUUCAGAGGAUGAGGGCUGCUACUUGAAAAAGAUUCAGUCCACAUCCACCCAUUCCUUGCUGCAGACUUGAACAAUUUUGUAUGAGAUUUAUCAGUACCCCAAGGCCGUGAAGUUAAUUUUAUUUUACUAAUCCAUGAAUUACUACAAUAGUGU
Messenger RNA from Motacilla alba alba, 1646 nucleotides. RefSeq names its product ankyrin repeat domain 22 (gene ANKRD22). Gene Ontology annotation, molecular function: protein binding. NCBI's taxonomy places the organism in Eukaryota, Metazoa, Chordata, Aves, Passeriformes, Motacillidae. The record is from RefSeq and is a predicted model, not a curated record. Bases 847 to 1422 code for a protein of 191 amino acids. The transcript has 10 exons.